Molecule: messenger RNA, 2510 nt
Organism: Manihot esculenta (cassava)
Lineage: Eukaryota; Viridiplantae; Streptophyta; Magnoliopsida; Malpighiales; Euphorbiaceae
Product: probable L-type lectin-domain containing receptor kinase VII.2
Exons: 1
Coding region: 139-2193 (684 amino acids)
Biological process (GO): protein phosphorylation
Cellular component (GO): plasma membrane
Molecular function (GO): ATP binding; protein kinase activity; carbohydrate binding
Source: RefSeq, a predicted model, not a curated record
AAAGAGAUCAUCUUUGACUUGCCAUAGCCACCAGAUAAUCUUCUUACCACAGAUAUUUUUGCCUUUAGACAUUAAAUUUCUCUUAUCGUCUUCUUGGAUGAAUCUCUCCUUCUCUUUCUUUCUUUCUUUUCCUCUGCCAUGUCUCCACAAACCAUCCUCCUUUUCUUCUGCACAAUUACACUCUCCCUCUUCAACCCAAUAUCACCUUCUGAGUUCAUCUACAAUACCAAUUUCAACUCCACCAACCUUCUCACUUAUGGCAAUGCCACAAUCCAAUCUUCAAUCCUUGCUCUCACCAAUGAUGACACUUUCUCUAUCGGAAGAGCUUUGCACCCUUCAAAAAUCGCCACUAAAUCAUCCAAUUCGUCUUUAGUACUUCCUUUCUCCACUUCUUUCAUUUUCUCCAUUGCUCCCUUCAAGAAUUUCCUCCCUGGCCAUGGAUUUGCCUUUGUGUUCGUACCUUCCACUGGCAUUCGAGGUGCAAGCUCAUCUCAGCACCUGGGUCUCUUCAACCUCACAAACAAUGGUAACCCAGAUAACCAUAUUUUUGGGGUUGAAUUUGACACCUUUAUGAACCAAGAAUUCAAUGAUGUCAAUGAUAACCAUGCUGGUAUUGAUGUAAACUCUCUCUCAUCCGUUUCACAGCAUGAAGCAGGUUUUUGGGAAGGGGAAGAUGACGAAGAGUUUGAGGAAUUGCAGCUUAAUAAUGGGAUUAACUACCAAGUUUGGAUUGAUUACAUGGAUUCCAGGGUUAAUGUAACUAUGGCCAAGGCAGGGGCAAAAAGGCCUAGGAGACCUUUGAUGAGUGAGUUUGUUAAUCUUUCUGGGGUUUUCUUGGAUGAAAUGUAUGUGGGUUUCUGUGCAGCUACAGGGCAAAUGGUUCAAAGCCAUAGGAUAUUGGCUUGGAGCUUUAGUAAUACAGAUUUUUCUAUUGGUGAUGCUUUGAUCACUAGGGACUUGCCCUCUUUUGUGCCUCCAAAGGAAUCAGUGUUCAAAUCAAAAAGAUUCAUUAUUGGGGUUAGUGCUGCUGGUGUGAUAAUUAUUGUGUUUGGAAUUGUGAUGUACGAGGUUUUGGCUUGGCGGAAGAGGACAAAAGAGAAGAAGAAAGAAGAAAUUGAAGACUGGGAGUCUGAGUAUUGGCCUCAUCGCAUUGAUUAUAGACAAGUACAUGCAGCAACAAAGGGAUUUGCAGAAGAAAAUGUGAUUGGAGUUGGAGGAAAUGGAAAGGUCUAUAAGGGUACAUUGGAAGGAGGAGUAGAUGUUGCUGUUAAAAGAUUUUCUCAUCAAAAUGAACGAGGAAUCAGGGAAUUUCUUGCUGAAGUUUCAAGCCUAGGGAGACUAAAGCAUAGGAACUUAGUAGGAAUAAGAGGUUGGUGUAAACAAGACAGAAAAAGCUUGAUUUUGUUGUAUGAUUAUAUGGAAAAUGGGAGCUUGGACAAGAGGAUUUUCACUUCCAAGAAUUCUACUUUGAGUUGGGAAGAAAGGAUCAAGAUCUUGAAAGAUGCAGCUAAUGGGAUCUUGUAUUUGCACGAAGGAUGGGAAGCGAAAGUCUUGCACAGAGACAUCAAGGCAAGCAAUCUAUUACUUGACAAGGAAAUGAAUGCAAGGUUAGGAGAUUUUGGUUUAGCCAGGAUGCACCAUCAUGGACAAUUAGCUAGCACAACACAAGUGGUUGGGACAGUAGGAUACAUGGCACCGGAAGUUGUUCGAACCGGACGAGCCUCAACACAGACCGAUGUGUUUAGUUUUGGAGUCUUGCUCCUAGAAGUUGUCUGUGGUAGAAGAUCUACCGAGGAAGGUAAGCCAGGAUUAAUUGAAUAUGUCUGGAGGCUAAUGGACAGAGGGGAAGUAAUUAAUGGGUUGGAUGAGAGACUAAAAGCAAAGGGUGGCUAUACAAAUGAGGAAGUGGAGAGGCUAAUUCACUUGGGAUUAUUAUGUGCAUAUCCAGAUCCAAGUGCUAGGCCAUCAAUGAGGCAAGUAGUGAAGGUAUUAGAAGGGGCAACUGACGGCAUGGAAUCAGAAGAGGAAGGAAUGGAAGUGAACUUGCUUGAUGGUAUAAGAAGAAGUAGAAUGUGGUCUGCUGGACCUCACCAGAACUAUAGUGACAGACUACACCCAACUUUUGAUGAAAUUUUACCUUUAUCAUUUUCUGUACCUCUAUCAAGUUCAGAUAUCAUCACAAAGGGCAGGUGAAAAAUGGCCAAAAUUUCAGGUAUUCUGUUAGUUGCAGAAAGGAGUUCAUUUUGAUUGUUGGGAUGUCAGAUAAUUUUUAUGUAAUUCAUUUGUACAUGCCCUAUUUCUAGUUCAGUUUCUGUAUAACGAUUUCAAAACGAGUAUUAGAAUAACAAUCAAUUCGCACCAGUGGUCUAGUGGUAGAAUAGUACCCUGCCACGGUACAGACCCGGGUUCGAUUCCCGGCUGGUGCAGUUUCCCUUUUGUGUUUUGACUCCAUGGUGGCCUUGGCCAAUCACAAGCUAAUACACAUACCCGGUAUGACAUUUGUUCUUUUA